AUGUGCGCCAAAACCUGUUCUGAAGCGCCAGAGAAAAGCAGAUAUCUGGAUGAAAUACCAAAUUCCGAAAACACCACCGAAGCCAUUCAAAAAGAGCACAUAUCUGAGCUACAUAAAGAAACACAAAAGUCUGCCAACAGUCAAGACAAAAACAAAGUCAAAACUUUAAUGGCAUCAACUUUUCAACUGAGAAGAAAAGAGAUACUUACUACAUUGACCCCUGUCAGCAAAAUUAUAGAAACAUACCCACCUCUUGCCACAAUAAGCGGGGUAAGUUAUUCAAUUUGGCCUCAAUGUUGCAUUAUGGUGCAAACAGUUUUCAGAGCCGAAACUAGAGCGUUAAUUGGGAGGGGGUUGUAUAUUCAUAUAGCUGUGUUCUUCCUGACGAAUUUGUUUUGAAAUCGGUUGUUUUUAAGUUCAUUUCAAAAGAAAUUAGUCGGGCAGAACACAAAUAUAUGAAUAUACCAACGCCCCACCCCCCCCAAUUAGCGCUCUAGUUACGCCCUCUGAAAGUUUUGUAUUUUUAUUGUAACAUAUCCACAUUCUUUGUCGAGUGAUCAAGCAAAUUUUUAGGUUAAGAUUGCAUAAUUGAUUAUAUUGGUAAAAAUAUGAAUGCGCUCUGGCGAGUAUGUGGAAAAAUUAAUGGUGCACUACUACGUAUAUUUUUUUUGGGAAUAUGUUAGCAUAAUGUUAGAUAUAACAGAUUGUGUGCUGCAGAAAAUCACUAACAUAUUGAAAAAUUAAUUUCACUUUUGCUAUGCACAUGUAGAUACGUCAUGAAUUUAGCAGAAUUUUUGAGGACAAUGCUGCAACUAAAGAAAUGAAGGAUAAAUUGUUCUCUCUCCAAAGUGCGAUUGUGAAAUACUGCGAAAACGUUCAACGGAAGAACCCAUUCAUUAAAAAUGCAUUACAUGAUCUUCAACGGGCAAUUUCCCAGGAGCCAGAAAAGACUCAAGGUAUGUUUAUAUACGCUAUAUUGAUUAGCAAAUUGCUCAAGUAAAUUGUAACCGAGUCGAGAAAUUACAUUUAUAAAUUACAGAAUAAUCGGAAUGGAAUAAACUUCCCUGCAGGUGAUUUUGAUUCAUCGUGCAUGGCAUAG
This is a messenger RNA of Paramuricea clavata, 1099 nucleotides long. The record is from the annotation of a GenBank genome assembly. Lineage: Eukaryota; Metazoa; Cnidaria; Anthozoa; Malacalcyonacea; Plexauridae.